AUGAGUAAUAAACAAAUUAAAAAUAAUUCAAAUAAAUUUCAGAUAUACCAAAAAUAUGGAGAUAAUCGUAAAUAUAAUCAUUUCAAGGAAUAUGGACUUUUUUUUUUAACAAGACUCAAGGACUUAUUAUGUAAUGUCUUAAUAUACAUAAUUAAAGUAUUUCUUAAUCUAUUUAUUUCGUUAUUUAAUUGCAUUACUACUGUUAGAUUAGAUGAUAAUACGGUAUAUUAUCCUUGUUAUGAUUUGAGAAAAUUUUAUCCACAUAAUCCUGGUUCUAUUCGUAUAUAUUCAGUCAAAAAUAAAUUACAAGAAGUAGGUUUUGCAUUUGAAUAUCGUGGUAUAUACUAUUUCAGUACUGGAUUUUUUAAUUUAGAUGAUAUAAUUGAAAUAAAUGGGAAUAAAUUAAAUCUUUAUCAAAUUAGUUAUACAUUUUUAUGUUCUGAAAAAGUACAUAAUUUAGUUGAUAUCAAAGAAGGAGAAAAAGUAUUUUUAAUUUCACCUUAUAUGCCACCAAUAAUGGGAAAGUGUAUAUUAAAUAGUCCAUAUAUAUAUGCUUGGUUUCCAAUUCAACCUGCCUAUUAUAAAUUUGUAGGGCUUCCAAUUGUAAAUGAAUUGGGACAAUUAGUAUCAAUAUAUGAUAAUUUUAAAAUAAUUGGUGAUUCAACUUAUAAUAUUUUGGGUGAAUUGAGUAUUUGGAAAUUUAAUAAUACUAUUUUAAAUGAAAAUAAAUUAGAAGAUAUCUUGAAAUUACAAAUAUAUAAAAGUAUUUUUUAUUUAGAAUCAUUAAGUGGGAUUAAAGAUGAUAAAUUAAUUUUAUUUAAAAUUACUAAUAAUUUCAAAAAUUUAGGUUAUAUAUUUUCUUAUAAAGAAGUAUAUUAUUCAUUUGAUACUUUUUUAGAUUUAAAUGGUUAUCUACAAUUUAAAUUAGAUGAUAAGGAUAAUAAAAUACAAUUCUCUAAAAUUUUCCGACAUUUAUAUUGUUCUAGUGAACAUAAUUUUUAUACACCGAUUCUUGGGGAAAUUGUAAAUGUUUUAAAACCAGAAGAAUUAUUAAAAUCUAUAAGUGGUAUUGUUAUUAAAGAUAAUGACGGUAUUUGGGUUGAAUUUAAUCAAGGGGAAUAUCCAGAAAUGGAAUAUUUUGGAUUACCACUAAUUAAUAAUUUUGGUCAAAUAGUUGGUUUAUAUGGAGAUUUUAAGGUUUCAAAUAAAACUAAGAAAUAUCCUUAUAGAGUAUUUUUAGGAGGACCAUUAAUUUAUAAGGAUUAUUUAGUACAUACUUCAUUGAACUUUUUUUCUAAAUCAUAUAUAGUUCAUCCAAUGAAUAUAAAUCAAUUUCAACAAUUAAUUGAAACAAGCUUACAAAAAAAUGAAUUAUUUAGUAGAGUUAUAAUUUCUGUUGGUUCAUCAUAUAUAGCAAAAUUAUUAGAAGAAUUAGUUUUAUCAUAUAUUAAAGUAGAUAAUAAAUAUGAAACAAAAUAUUGUAUAAUUACAGAUAAUCAACCAUUAAGUAUAAUAAAAAAUAAAACAUUAAUAAUAGCAUUAACAGAUUGGAUUACAUCUACAAGUAUAAGAUCUAAUAAUAAAUUUCCAUAUGAAGAUAAUAAAAGUCUAUUAAUAUUAUGUAAAAGUAAUGCAACUUUAAUGUCACAAGAAUUAUUAGAAAAUUAUUAUAACAAUGCUUCCGAAUCUACACGUGGUACAUUCUUGAAAGUAUCAUUAGAAUUAGAUAAUAUAUGCACAGCAAAUAAAAAAAAAGAAUUAGUAGAGAAUUCAAAUUAUGAAUUUGAAAUAGAGGACUCAACUAAUAAUUAUAAUGGAAAUACUCUUAAUGAUUCAUUGAAACGAUUAAUAUUUAAAAUUAAAAAUAAGUUUGAUCAUUUCUUAAAUAAUUAUUCAAUUUAA
This is a messenger RNA of Cryptosporidium muris RN66, 1902 nucleotides long. RefSeq lists its product as uncharacterized. The record is from RefSeq and is a predicted model, not a curated record. Lineage: Eukaryota; Apicomplexa; Conoidasida; Eucoccidiorida; Cryptosporidiidae. Bases 1 to 1902 code for a protein of 633 amino acids. The transcript has a single exon.